Molecule: messenger RNA, 1974 nt
Organism: Talaromyces stipitatus ATCC 10500
Lineage: Eukaryota; Fungi; Ascomycota; Eurotiomycetes; Eurotiales; Trichocomaceae
Exons: 2
Coding region: 1-1974 (657 amino acids)
Biological process (GO): DNA-templated transcription
Cellular component (GO): nucleus
Molecular function (GO): DNA binding; zinc ion binding
Source: RefSeq, a predicted model, not a curated record
AUGCCAUCACACAAGCUGGGCUCAAGCGUCGCCGAGUUAUACGAUCUUGUGUCGAGUGUAGACGGACAAAGUCCAGAUGUUCCGGUCCUCCUGCGUGCGAAAGAUCUUGAGCACUCUUCCCCAGAAACAAGCUUCCAGCAUAAAUCUUCUCGCACAAUACCGACAUGGCUAGUGAUUCGGAACUUGCCUCCUAUUGAUAGGAUUCGCGAGCUGAUCGACAUCUACUUUUCUCAUCUCCACUCCGUUCGUUGCAUGGGAUUCUUGCAUAUUCCAAACUUCAUGGAGCAGUUUCAGAACUCGAAAACAGUAUACUCAGAAUUCUCAGGACUGGUCUAUAUCAUGUGUGCAUUGGCUGCUCCGAUUUAUUAUGCAAAGACUAUCGGUUACCCUGAAGAGGAACCUAGUUCUGACACUCGCUUUUACAAUGCUGGUAAAGGCUGGGCCGAGGCGGCCAUGCAGUGCGUUUUUGCGACCUUCGGCAAUCCGACCAUUGAAUGUCUUAUGACGGAAAUUCUACUCCAUGAAUAUUAUCUCCGAGUCGGUGACUACUCAAAAGCAUUUCUCAUUUCCGGAUCCAUAUCACGGAGGGUGCAACUACUGCAGCUCAACGUAGAGCACGACAAUGACAUCUUGUGCCAGAAGAAUGAGAUUUCAUGGGCAGCAAAAGAAAGUCGCCGGCGACUUUUAUGGGCUUGUUAUCUGCUUGACGCAUCCAUCGAAUGCGGUAUUGACCAGCUCCGUUUUAUCUCUGCAGGUGAUCUUCAGGUCCAACUUCCAUGCACUGAAGACUCCUUUAUUCGAAACAUGCCCUGCAUUACGGAGAUGUUGUCCGUCGGAAAGCUACUGCCUUUUGUCGAGAGGCAAGCAUUGGCCACAUUCACAGUCGAGAAUAUUGACAUGCGUGGACAUUACAUUAGGGCUAUGGCCAUCCGUUCCAAGAUACUGAAACAUGUUAAGCACCUGGACGGAGAGAUCCCCUGGGAAGCAAACGGAAACUCUCAGUUUCACGCUUUGAACGAGGAACUACGAGAUAUCGAAAAUUCAAUACCGGAAAGUAUGAGAAUGUCAACGGAAAAUGUCUACAUCUACAAAACCUCUGGUCGAUUAAACCUAUUCUUUGGCCUCCAUAUCCUUAUCUCUCAAACUUACAAUGAUCUAUAUCGUGUAGGAGUCUCGAAGCUUGUUUUCCCAAACUCUGCUACCAAAUGGAUCCGCGAAAACGCCCCGGAGGAAUUUAUCAACAUGUGUCAUCACACUUGCCUUGAAAAGGCUAUUUACAUUGGGUCUCUUCUACAAGACCUUUGGGAACGCCAUAAGCUCAGUAUCAUAGAUACUCCGUAUGCAGUCCACACGCAGAUAUGCAGCAGCGUACUGGUCACCAGCCUGGAGUCAUGGAGAGUACUUGAUCCUUCCAUGUUCUCAAAAUUUUCCUAUCAAGACUGCCAUGAAAUAUUGCAGAGCAAUGUGCGAAUUCUCAGUUUUCUCGCAAAGUACAUCAAAGUAGAUUUGUACUACGAGUCGGCAGUGCAGGCAUUGCGGCGCUUUGACAGUUUGUUUUCUGGUGAGGCCAGGGGCGGCUUCUCAGCUAUAUCGGUUGAGACUCCAAGCGUAGUGGAUAGGAAUAUGGAGCCAAAGAAUCCAGCUCAGUUCUCUCUCGAAUACAUCCUGAACCCCUUGGGCACAUACCCUAUGGCGCGGAAACAGGUGUAUGAACGUCACCAGUCAGAGUCAACCCAAGACAGACAGUCGGAGAUCUCAACUCCCGAGAUUCAACAACUUAUGCCUCACCAACGUCCUUUUCUUAGCCGUAUCACUGAUGACCUCAGUCUAUCAAACAACCGAUUUUACUCCUCCAACGCAGUGUAUAGCUUACCAAGCCCGGAAGAGGGUCUUUUACCUCUUCCGGACUGGGCUUCUGGAAUUUCAAUUAUGGGUGGAAUGGGGUAUCCAAAUUUUUUGGAGGAAUUUUUGUAA